This is a messenger RNA of Hyalella azteca, 1172 nucleotides long. Its product is annotated as oxidized purine nucleoside triphosphate hydrolase. Gene Ontology annotation, molecular function: 8-oxo-7,8-dihydroguanosine triphosphate pyrophosphatase activity. The record is from RefSeq and is a predicted model, not a curated record. Bases 67 to 612 code for a protein of 181 amino acids. Lineage: Eukaryota; Metazoa; Arthropoda; Malacostraca; Amphipoda; Hyalellidae. The transcript has 3 exons. Gene Ontology annotation, biological process: DNA protection.
AGGCAGCCAGUGUUGAACCAAGAGCUUGUGGAAGAAAAGUUGUUGGUGAAUUGAUAAACGCUCAGCAUGGUUGAUUUAUCACAGCUUGUGCGUAAAUUGUACACCCUGACAAUAAUCAAACAUGGCGAAAAGUUACUUCUUGGAUUCAAAAAGAGAGGGUUUGGUCAAAACAAAAUAAAUGGGUUUGGCGGGAAAGUCGAGUCUGGCGAGAGCAUAGCAAACGCCGCAGUGAGAGAAGUUGACGAGGAAAGCGGCUUGGAUGUCUCCAGAACUAUCCGGAAAGUCGGUCUUCUGGAGUUCAGUUUCGAGGGAGAGAACACUCUCAUGGAAGUUCAUGUAUUCCUGGCUGAUGGUUUUGCCGGUCAACCGCGAGAGUCUGAAGAGAUGCGCCCCGAAUGGCACCCCAUCUCCAGCCUGCCCUACGACCGCAUGUGGGCAGACGACCGUCUCUGGUACCCCUUACUCCUGGCGGGGGCCUGCUUCAGAGGGCACUUCCACUUCAAGGGUCAUGACACUGUCCUCGAGCACACCUUGAGGGAAGUUCCGGUGCAGGAAAUAUCUGCGCCGGAGCCUCUCUGUUUACCAACUGACAAUCUAACGCAACAAUCGUGAUCACGAAUUUCGAGCGUCAUGUGGUCAUGAGGAUUGGUAUGUUUAUUUGCGUUAAUUUAGCUCCCUUUUUUUCAUCUAACGGAAGACAAGAAAAGGGAAACAAACGGAGAACAAUUAACGGAGGACAAAAUUAUUUACUUUUAGAAGUCAAGUUUUUUAUUUUUUAAUUAUUUUCCCCGUUAAAUUGAAUUAGUGUGACCGAAUUUACACGAACCGAAAUCUUAAAAAGGGAAACCGACUUUCUCCUGUAAUAAGUAUGUUUUUGUCUACGUCUGUUUUAGAAGGUUUAGUUGGUUCUUUAAAUGAAAAAAUGUAUUCAUUCAUUGAUAAUUUUUCUUUUAUUUAUGUCUUGAAUUGGUAAUGUUCUAUAUUGUAUAGGGAAAUGAACGGGGCCAACACUUUUCUGACCAGAGACUCUCUGGAAUUUCUCAAGCUCACGCCAUUAUCUUGCAGCUACAGUGUUCCGUCUGCGUGGUGACGCGGCAGGCCGCUGUGCUAGAUACUAACCAGUGUAGGCUCGGGGCCAUACUUUCAAAAUUCGCUAAGUGAACGUAAGUACU